ACUCGUAGCCACUGAAAUUUGUGAACGCCCUCUGAUUCGAUAUCCACACCUUCUAUCCACCAUCCACCCACGCCCCCAAGAAACAACAGCCAAGAAGGCCCCUUGCAGCGGCGGCAACACUGAAGCAACCAAAAUCUUACAGCGGCGGCAGCCAUGGCGUCGUUAGGAGCUAACAGCCAUGGCCGAGUCCUGCACACCUGCACACUCUCCCCAAAGCCGGUUACAGCUUUGAGCAGAAGCAUGGCGGCCAUUCCUGGACACCAUGUUUUUCAGUCUCCACGAGCUCGGAUUGCAGUGCGAGCUAGCACCGAGCGUGCGACCUGGCUGCCUGGGCUCGAUCCACCUCCUCACCUCGACGGCACAUUACCUGGCGAUUUCGGAUUUGAUCCCCUGGGUCUCGGGGAGGAACCGGCAAACUUGAAAUGGUAUGUUCAAGCCGAACUUGUGCACUGCCGGUUUGCGAUGGCAGGGGUUGCUGGCAUCCUUGCGACUGAUUUGAUACGUGUAUCAGGAAUCAACAACCUGCCAGUGUGGUUUGAAGCAGGUGCAACAAAAUUCGACUUCGCUAACACCACGGCACUCUUCUUUGUCCAGCUUCUCUUGAUGGGAUUUGCUGAAACCAAGAGGUACAUGGACUUUAUCAAUCCAGGAUCACAAGCAGAGGAAGGAACAUUCCUUGGUAUCGAGGCUGCACUUGCAGGUUCACAGCCAGGCUACCCUGGGGGUCCACUGUUUAAUCCACUAGGACUGGCCAAGGAUAUAGAGAAUGCAGAUGAAGCGAAACUGAAAGAAAUCAAGAAUGGGAGGUUGGCUAUGGUUGCUAUGCUUGGGUUUAUUGUGCAAGCAUCUGUGACUCAUGUUGGACCAAUCGACAAUCUUUUGACACAUCUUUCAGACCCGUUCAACAAAAAUAUCAUCCACACCCUCUCCUCUUCUUGAAAAUAUCCUGGACCGUCAAACUUUUUGUUCCUUUCUUCAUCUUAAUUAAUCUAUCAAUCAACACAUUCACAAUGUUCGUGGACAACAUAAGUAACUCACUACGCAAUUGCCAAGUCCAUGUGUUAUGAAAAUGGAGAUUCACCGGAUGCAUAACUACAUUAAUUGUUUAUGGAAAAGGAAAUUUCCUUCCCUAGCAA
Messenger RNA from Oryza sativa Japonica Group (Japanese rice), 1136 nucleotides. RefSeq names its product photosystem I chlorophyll a/b-binding protein 5, chloroplastic. The record is from RefSeq and is a predicted model, not a curated record. Gene Ontology annotation, biological process: photosynthesis, light harvesting in photosystem I; response to light stimulus. Lineage: Eukaryota; Viridiplantae; Streptophyta; Magnoliopsida; Poales; Poaceae. Gene Ontology annotation, cellular component: membrane.